This is a messenger RNA of Clavispora lusitaniae ATCC 42720, 642 nucleotides long. RefSeq lists its product as uncharacterized. The record is from RefSeq and is a predicted model, not a curated record. Lineage: Eukaryota; Fungi; Ascomycota; Pichiomycetes; Serinales; Metschnikowiaceae.
AUGAAGAAAUUCACCUGUGUUCCCACUAUCGGGGAAGAUGUGAUUCUUGUAACCAAUGGAUCACAGGACCAGAUCGAGAGAACCCUUGUGCUUUUGAACGAGCACACGUGCAAUCUGAUUCCGUUGCAUGCUAACAUCAUAAUCUUCAAUUCUUUCAAAGAUUUUGUGACCCACUUGGAUCGCACCAGAGGUGACUCGCCUGUGUCCACCUAUCUGGGAAUCACGGUGUUUAUGUUUUUCAAUGGCGUGGAGUUUAUCCAGGACGUGCUCUGCGGCGCUAUAGACUACGAACACCGUUUGCUUGCAUCCAUGGCUGAAGACGCGGAAUCGUUCCACUUGAGUAAGCUUUCCAACUCGUACUUCUACUUUGACGGCUCCAUUUCGGUCGAUUACGAAAGAGCGUCGCCGGCAAGCUUGCUCCGGGACGGCCACCAGUUUCAUGCCUUGAUGGCGGUGGCUCACGACAUCAUGAAGAAGACCAGCUUCAUGCUUUCUCGAGUAAGAGGUGUGUUGGUGGACGACAUUCGAGCAGACGGAGAACGGGUAUAUCCGUUGAGCCGUUUUGUCCAGAAUUUCCCUAAUGUAGACCGGUUGGAGCUUUCUAGUUCGGCGCCGAUUUUGAUGACAAACAUGUUGAUGUGA